This is a messenger RNA of Oncorhynchus tshawytscha (Chinook salmon), 4057 nucleotides long. It is a transcript of the gene tprn, whose product is annotated as taperin. The record is from RefSeq and is a predicted model, not a curated record. The coding region runs from base 140 to 2719 and encodes 859 amino acids. The transcript has 4 exons. Gene Ontology annotation, molecular function: phosphatase binding. NCBI's taxonomy places the organism in Eukaryota, Metazoa, Chordata, Actinopteri, Salmoniformes, Salmonidae.
AUGAGGUUGCUUCUUGGGGCGCUGUUCUUAAGACUGAAUAAUGACGUAGAUUUACAGGUGCGGAGGGCGGGGCAGGAGUCACAGACAGAGGAGGAAGAACGCAGAAAGACCGAAAGAGACCGUGGGGAUGUAAGUGUGUAUGCGAUUUUCGGCGCUGCAGGUACAGCGACAUACAGCUUUCUUUCCCAGUCGGGGAACACCAUCUCCCGGAUACAUUACAUUUCUCCCCACAAUGUCUGGUGGAGGAGAAGUCCGUGUUCUCCGCCAGGAGGCUGGGCAGGAGAGCCCGACGAUGCCGGCCUGGAAACGAGAGAUUCUGGAGCGGAGGAAAGCAAAGGGUGGCGGGUCUGGAGCAGGAGCGGCUGAGCCUUGCCCUAGCGCGAGCUCAUCGCGGGUUAAUGGCGAAGUAACGGGAAACAGCAGCGCCCCCCAAAAAGACAAUGAAAUCAACGCUGAUUCAGUUCGGAACUACACCAUCACUCCAGCGAGCCAGCACUUUGCAGGCAAGCGUGGCAGUUCCCCCACCUCCCCAGAGCUCUCGCCGGUGAAAACUAACAAAGACCCCUUGACUGCCACCGACCCGUUUGACUCGGAGAAAACGGUAAACGAUGGCGAGGGACAGGAAAGCCUGGUUCUGCAGGACAGUCUAGGCCCAUUGCAGGAGAAUCCCUUCAUCAAACUGGAGAAGGAGCGAAAGAAACGGCAGGACAGGGAGAGUGCCAUUCGUCCCGUCCAGCACAUACUGGAAUUGUAUGGCAGUGUACCUGGAAUUCGGACUAUACGCGCUGAGAAUAUCAUUAUCAUAGAAUCCGAUCCGGAUUACUUUCCGGGCGCCAGUGGAAUAAAAAGCGGGUCUUAUCUGCAGCAGAAUGGGCUAAGCAGUUACAGCUCCCUCAAUGACCUCUUGGACAGGAGAGCUGGUGGGGUGACCGAGAUACGGGCAAAGGAGGUGGUUAUUUAUGACACCACACUAAGCAGGAGCGAGGAGAACUUGAGCACGCUAAGUCAUCCUUGUCACGAGGGCGCAUUCGAGACAGGAGAGGGUCAGGGCAGGGUGAGCCGCAUGCUGCAGAAAUUUGACAGCAACUACGGAAAACUGCAACCCAAGUCUCGCAGCACAGAGAACCUACUGGACUUGGAGACCAGUUCAAGCAGGCCAAGACAACGACCCAAGCCACAGCCAGAUCUGGUGCCAAAAUACAAAUCACACGCCCAGCCUAGCUCACCAGUCCGCACCCUAGGCAACACACAGUCAUCUUCCUCAGUCUCCCCCAGCUCCCAGUCUUCGAAACCAAAUCUACAGCCCCCUCUUUAUGAGCCUGACAGCAUUCUGCACUCUGCUGGACCCCCUCAAUCAGUGUCUUCCUACCGCCAGCGUUUUGAGGUGAGUGGGGGACACAGUGUGGUGGUCAACCCCAGAGAGAAGGCAGAUGGGCCCCAGACCAAGCCUUUCCGAGAGAGCGAUUGGGAGAGCACAGAGGUGCCCCCCAAAUCCAAGGUGCCAUGCUCUCCGGAUACCUGCUGUGCUCGUGCCGAGUCCCUUGCCAGCCCCACCACACCCCUGAUGUCUCCCCCCUCUCCAGGGUUCAAGAUCUGUCCCUCGCCCCGCCCUGACCUCUCCCUGCUGCCUUCCGGGGACAUCCAGGCUCGUGCCCUUGCCAACCUGCGCCUCCAGUCCCGCAACUCCUUCACCGUCUUCCCCAAACGCCACAGAGCAGCCUCUUCCCCCGGAAGCACGGCCCCCUCCAGCCCCAUCAAGUUUCCUCCCUCCCAGAGAUUGGCAGAGAUGCCCACUCCAGGAGUGCCAAUUCCCAUUACCCCUCCACCCACCCCAGCAGCCUCCAAGAGGAAAGAGGAGGUGAGGGCAGCCAGGCCAACCAAACCAGCCCCACCUCUCCCCACUGCCACCCAGCCCCCCUCUCCAUCCCCAGCACCCUCCUCAGUUCCCUCUAUCCAGUCGCCACCUCCAGAGGAUGCCCCAGCUGACCAGCUACCUGUCACCAACAUAGAUGACAUAGAUGUGGACCCUUCGAAGCCUGUCGCCCUCAGUCCAACUCCAGUGGUGCAUGGGCGGAAGGGGAAUACCUUCACUGUGGUGCCUAAACGUAAGUCAGAGCCUCAGCCUGGCUCUCCAGAGUCCCAGGAGACCUCCGGAGGGGCCCAGACCCCCCCCACGCCAUCCCAGGCCCCCUACGCCCAGCUGGGUUCCCUGCUGAAGAAGCGCUACCCUGCUGUGGAGGAGAUCGAGGUCAUUGGUGGUUACCAGUCCCUGGGACGCUCCUGCCUCAUCAAGACAGGCUCCACUGGCAAGAAGCUGAAGAUAUCGUUCAACGAGUCGAGCAUGCAGAGCAGCUAUGAGUACCCCUCAGAGAGCAGCGUGUGGGACAGCGGAGAGGAGGAGGAUGAUGAUGAGGCGGCGGCGGCGGAAGGGAAGGGAGGAGGUCAGGAGGAAGAUCAGCCCAGCAUGGUGGGCCGCAUCCACAUCCCUCGUCCGAGCUACACCAGCAACGGCACUGAUCUGUCCAGUUACAUUCCCAAGCACACUGUGGAUUUUAACAGCUGGCAGGAACAUAAGCUUGAUGACCCUGUUUACCAGGGGGACACCAAUUUCCAGCGCACACAGAUGUCAGGGGAAGUUAUGUUUUUGUGUUUCCAAUGCUGUGUUGGAGAUUUUGCCAGAAGAGUGCAGGAGCAAGCGAAUGUCAACACUCCCUCUUAAGAAAUGCUCUGUAGACCUGCUCAGCUUGGUUUGAUCAUCAGAGCUGUGAAGUACUGCUUCAGCAGCUCGUGACCAUUUGAUAUUAUACCUUCUGCAAGAAGCUUAAUGUCAAAGGGACAGUAAAUUAGACCCAUUGUCUAGAAUACUAUUAUAAACUAUUUCCCCCAUUCAGUGUUAAUGUUUGAACACUGCCAAGUGUGAAAGAUACCAAGAUCAAAGGUAAACCAAGAAUAGCAACUAUUGCAACAAUUCACCAGCGUUUGAAAGGUCGCCUUUCAGAUACUCGUUCUUGUGUAGUGUAUGGAUCAAAUAGCUGUGCUAGAUGGAACAAGGGAGGGUGUGUCCUCAUGGCCAUGUUUUUCCUUCAUUGACCAGUGAAUAGCUUCUGACCUCAACAGCCAGACCUCCUACACAUUCACAUUCCAUAGAGCAGGGUUUCCCAAACUUGGUCCUCAGAACCCCACGUUUUUGUGUUUUGCCUCAGCACUACGCACUUGAAUAGUUGAUUUGAAUCAGCUGUGUAAUGCUAGGGCAAAAACCAAAACAUGCAGUCAUUGGGGUCCAGAGGACUGAGUUUGGGAGCCCCUGCCACAGUGAGCUGGUCUAUUUUAGUAACGAAGACAUUGAUCUUACACUUGUUUAUCAAAAAAAAAAAGGCUGUUUUCAAGAAUUUUACUCAAUGCCAAUUGACUCGUUAAUUACUGUGGUUGACACAACUCGCAUUCUCAAACAGUAUUGAUGUACAGUUUAUACACUCCAAUGUAUUGCUUUUUGAAUAUCUUCAAAGGAAGAGGUUUAGAUUAGACAGGACUGGCAACAUUUCUAUACUGUAACUGUUUCAUGAUUAGACACUUGUCAAGUUUUUAUUUUAAACCUCAAAUACAGGCAAGGUGAAAGUGUUCAUCAAUCGAUGUACUGUAUGUCGAUGAGAAACAAUGCAUGAUCUGUUUCUGCCACAACCAGGGAAUGAUAACUGGUUAGUGUCCACUGAUAACCCCAUAUAGAACACACCUGCCAUUCAUCUGUGCCAACUGCUGCAUUUAGGACCAAAUCCCUAAGUAGGCCAGCAGCUUUUCCUGGGAAUUGUGCCUUUAAUUGAAUCAGGGGACCAAGAGCCAGGGCUUUAUAAUGGCAUGUUUCAGUGACACGAGACAGAUUCACUUGAAAGAAUAUUGAAGCCUGGGACCAUUGUAUAUUCCUGUUAAGAUGAGGCUUCCAGCUACACUAUUAAUCUCCAGCAUCAAAGAUGUGCUUACUGUAAAAUGUGUAGUUGUCAAUGAUUUGGGCAAAAAAAGUCAGAACUGUACAAAUGAAAGCUCAAUAAAUAGAUGAAGCCUU